CUCACCUUUGGUGACUGUGCUUAAUUAUUUUCGCAAAUAUCCUGUUAUUUUGGUCGAUAUUCCUACACAAACAGAUUGUUUUCUAUCAACUGAUACGUCAGGUAAGUCGGUAAGGAUGUAUUGCGUUGUUCAGUGGGUAUUUAGUGCUGUUCGUAGGAUCAAAGUGCUGAUGACUCGAGUCAUUUGGAAACGACGCUGUCACGAAAUAAUCUGUAACAUCUACGAAGCGAAGAUAAAUAUACCAGUAAAUUAUAAUAUAAAAGCAUUAUUCUAUACAUUUACGCUUGUUUGCCUGUUCUAGCUUGUCAAACAAUUAAAUAGUGCAGUGUAUUGGAGAACUUUGGUAAAGUGAUGCGAUUACUGAUGCUUUAGUAGUUUACCAAACUGAAGAAUAUUUAACAGAGCAAAAUCAUGCUAGGCCAUUUUAUUGAUUAGGAAAUGAUUUUCAUUCAAAGUCUGUUGUCUGGUUCAUCUUGUUUUUCCCCUCAGGAAGCCCAAGGUUAAAAAAUCUGAGUAUUCAAAUGGAGUCAGGUAACCAUAUAAAAAGAGAGGACAUGGACUCAGAUGAAACAGAGUCAGAUUGGUUUGGAUAUGCUUGUGAAUCUGGAGAGAUUUUGUUUCAUUACAACAUUAAGACUGGAGAACACAGAUGGAACAGAAAUUCUACUCACUGUGAGCAUCCUCAGAGUACAGACCAAUGAUGUACCAGAUGUACGAAAUGAACUGUGCAGUGUGGCUACACAGACUGAAGACUACGGMUGUGUCAAUCAAUGUACCUCAAUGUAUGUGGACAAUGAACGACAAAUGGAAAAUAGAGAGAUCGAAAGCAACAAAAUAAAAGAGGAAGUAAGCGAUGAUGAUGAUGCUAGUGAUGUCAAUGAGCAGAACACGUUCAAUAACACUGAUGUUGACAAGAACCUUGAUGAAGUUAGUGAAGACUAUGAGAUGGAUGAGUCAUUGAGUACCAUAGUUACCAAGAUAAUAGAAAAGGAGAUUGUGCAAAAUGUACAACCCCAGCACGAAAGUGAUACCAAGACUUAUGACUGCUCUUACUGCAGUAAAACAUUUAAGUGGAAAGCUAACCUUGUUGUUCAUGUACGAACACAUACCGGUGAAAAGCCAUAUAAAUGUUCGUAUUGUGAUAAAGCAUUUACACAGAAUGCGUCUCUCAAAUGCCACUUACUAUUACAUACAGGUGAAAAGCCAUUCGAAUAUUGGUAUUGUGAUAAGGCAUUUGCAGAGAAAGCAGCAUUAAAUACCCAACUACGAACAAAUACGGGGGGCGAAAAGCCAUUUGAAUGUUCCUCUUGUGAUAAAGCAUUUACUACGAAAACAAAAUUGAAAAUCCAUCUACGAACACAUACCGGAGAGAAGCCAUAUAAAUGUUCGUAUUGUGAUAAAGCAUUUGCACAAAAAGGUGAUCUCAAUCGCCACCUAAGAACACAUACCURUGAAAAGCCAUAUGAGUGUUCGUAUUGUGAUAGAGCAUUUUCACAGAAAAAUCAUCUCAAUGAUCAUCUAAGAACACAUACCGGUGAAAAGCCAUAUAAAUGCUCGUAUUGUGAUAAAGCAUUUGCUAGGAAAACGUCGUUGAAAAUCCAUUUACAAACACAUAUCGGUGACAACCCACAUAAGUGAUCUUAUUGUGAUAAAGCA
Actinia tenebrosa (Australian red waratah sea anemone) is the source of this 1656-nucleotide messenger RNA. RefSeq lists its product as uncharacterized. Gene Ontology annotation, molecular function: DNA-binding transcription factor activity, RNA polymerase II-specific; RNA polymerase II transcription regulatory region sequence-specific DNA binding. Lineage: Eukaryota; Metazoa; Cnidaria; Anthozoa; Actiniaria; Actiniidae. The record is from RefSeq and is a predicted model, not a curated record. Gene Ontology annotation, biological process: embryo development; regulation of transcription by RNA polymerase II. Gene Ontology annotation, cellular component: nucleus.